Molecule: messenger RNA, 1056 nt
Organism: Bipolaris zeicola 26-R-13
Lineage: Eukaryota; Fungi; Ascomycota; Dothideomycetes; Pleosporales; Pleosporaceae
Exons: 1
Coding region: 1-1056 (351 amino acids)
Source: RefSeq, a predicted model, not a curated record
AUGGAUGGCACCGCAGGCGGAGGCACAGGCGGAGGCACAGGCGAGGGCACAGGCACAGGCCAGGGCGGGCAGGGAACCCCUGUCCAGAUGGGAACGACAUGCCGGCGCCGCACCUGGCCGUUCACAUGCCGUAAACGGAAACCGGUAAUCUGUCCGCAGCCCCGGCCGACAAAUGGGACACGGUGCCGGCUGCUGCCCACACGCCCAGCAACCUCCAGCCCGCGACAAACACCACCACUACCACCACCACCAUGCCCAGCCCGCGCCUCAGGGGCACCAGCGCCAGCCAGAGAGCCCGGCCAGACUGGCCGCGGCGGCGCCCGGCGAGUCAGCAGAGACGCCGAAGAAUUUCUCGAAGCCCAGCUCAGACCACAGUGCGCAGCCGGGCGGGCACGGGCGUGGGCAGUGGGCAAUGGGCAAUGGGUCAGGCUGCGCUUGACCUCCAGUGAUGAGAUCAUUGGCACUGCAUGCCCGCCCUGUCCUCUACUGUACUGUCCUGUACAUGUGUACACACAUCCCACCACCCACCACCCACUGACUGUGCCAUCACACUAUACGACGACGCAUCUUGUGCGCUGCUGCAACCGGCCCGCCACCAACUCCUCCCACCCCCCCCCCAAAAAAAAAGGGCGGUGUAUGGGCCUGUACUGGCCUGUACGCUCCUCGAGAGCCUGUAGAGCCCGCGACAACCCGCCCUCGAGCCCUCCAAGACACUGCACGCCGGCCGGUCACGCGGCGACGCGCAUCAGACCUGCGUCGCUCACUCACGCAUCAGUCAGUCAGUCGCGAUGCCAUGCACGCUGCUCCAUACAUACUACUCUACUUACACGACGACGAUCCCGGUUGCCGUCAGCACUCCAACUGCAAACGCACGAGUCGCGCCGCUCGACUGGCCGACGACGACGACGCAGCGCGUUUCGUGUCCCUCAGAUCGCGGCCUGGCUCCCUCCGAGCGCCGCCUUCAUUUGCUGCCCCAGCUACCCAUCGCACCCACAUCCCUGCUCCCUCUCAGCCUGCCUGCCCUUUUGCCCAUGUCCAUCUCUUACUUUGUCCUGA